AUGCCAUCUAGCCCGAAAGUCUACGCAACAUUCACCGUGACUUCUGGUUGCGUGUGCUUUGGGGGGCUGCAUAAUAUCUGGUCGGGAAGCACGGUACCAACCCAAAGCUUUCCAACAGUCCGACCCCAAACUAGAGGUACCAUCAGAACCCACGAACUUCAGUAUAACAUCAGAGCUAAGAACGGUACCUGGAAUGUUUAUCGCCUUAUUGACAAAAGAAAUAAUGAAGUUUCCGCAUGGUAUGUUUCACAUUCAUGCGUGGAACCAGUGCAAGAUAUUCGCAAAAUCCUGCGCAUCGCUGGUUCCCCGUAUGAACAGGAUGGCGGCAGUACUAUGAAUACCGACGACACUCAGCGAGAAGGUAUUUUUGUUAUCAAUCGGUACGACUGGGGCUGUUAUGAUCGUCGAUACCUCGACGAAAUUGGUGAAGGAGCGGAAGAAGGUGCAAACGAUGUUCUAGCUAAUUCUAACUCUGCUGGCCUUGUUGAUUAUUCAGGGGCACAACUUCAAGUUCAGCAAUGGAAAAGGAUGCGGCCCAGCGAACGACCCGGCUCCCGGAUUGGGAUAUGGAUGUACAGUCCACAUGCGGAGUACAUGUUUUGUCGAUUUAGUUUCGACGAAGCUCGCGAUGCUAUGCAGUCACUUGUAUUCUUCUCUUCAAACACUGAGUUCGCGCGAGUCACUUUCGAGGAACUCGAAGAAACUGUCAAAAGGUUUGAGACAUCACAAAAGAGGUUCGAGCGACAGCUCAAGGAAGAGUACGAUUUCUCCGGUCUUGAAGAACUUCGCAGGAUGUCGACACCAUUAGUGGUCGGGCUCUCCCCACUUGGGCCAUCGCGGCCCGCCUCUGAGUUACAGGGACCUUACAAGGAUAUCAAGGCGGUUUUCGAGGCUAGGGAUAUAGAGCGCCUCCGAAUUGUGAGCCAGAAAUAUCCCAAGAGCUUCGCAGAACAAUGGAAGCACCAUAUCCAUAACUUGCUCAACGAAUUGGCCUGGUAUUAUUUGGAUUGGUUUAUCCGCCCUCACAUAGGUUUAUAUGGUGGGGUUGAAGCAAUGGCAAAUGCCAUUUUCCCCUGCCACUUAGAAUCCGGGGUGAACGGAUUACACAAUCACCUCUAUCGCCACUUUACACAGCCAGAUGCAGACCCAGUGUCUGGUCUCAAUGCAGAUGGGGUAUCGGAUCGUAUCAAGGAUUUAUUAGCGCCCGAAUCACUUUCACUUCCAUCUUCUAACUACUCAAAAAGCGUGUGUCGCGUGCUGGCAUAUCUUAUCAUGGAAAUUUUUGAGUUAGCUAGCUAUCGUGCCUCUGAAUCUUCACAUGCGCAGAUCGUGCCAUCGGACAUCCGACUUUCAAUUUAUACAGAUAGAGACUUGUUUCAGAUUUUUCAGUACUCAAGGGCAUUCUGGCAGGGCGUUGAAUGA
Orbilia oligospora ATCC 24927 is the source of this 1422-nucleotide messenger RNA. RefSeq lists its product as uncharacterized. Lineage: Eukaryota; Fungi; Ascomycota; Orbiliomycetes; Orbiliales; Orbiliaceae. The transcript has a single exon. Bases 1 to 1422 code for a protein of 473 amino acids. The record is from RefSeq and is a predicted model, not a curated record. Gene Ontology annotation, molecular function: protein heterodimerization activity.